AUGCACUUCUUCAAACUCAUCACCACCCUCGCCGCCGCCGUCUCGGUCUCGGCCAUCGACAUCCAGAAACACUUUGGCCAAAACUGCGGCGGCAACUUCCGCGUCUGCAGAGCCAUCGACCCGAACCGAUGCUGCGUCGGCGCCACGGCCGAGAGCGUCCUCUUCCGCUACAUUCCGUCCAACUGGCGCAUCGAGACCCGAGGCUACGACGGCGGCGACUGCCGCAACCGCCGUGCCACCAUCCUCUCGGCCGGCGCCACGUCCGUCUGCAUGCGCUCUGGCGGGUUCCUCUUUACCGGUGCCGGCUACGGCUUUGUGAACAGGAAGAGGGCGCCUCAGGAGGCCGGCGAGGAGACGUGUGCUGCCGCUGAAGGUGAGGGGCAGGAGCAGAAGUGCGAGUCUAGCCAGGAGCCUGAUACUCUGGUUCUUGUUGACGGCUUCACCAUUGCAGCCGACCCCAACGUCACUUCUGCCGCCGAUAUUCCUGACGAGUUCACGCCUCUGCGAAAGUAA
Molecule: messenger RNA, 513 nt
Organism: Colletotrichum lupini
Lineage: Eukaryota; Fungi; Ascomycota; Sordariomycetes; Glomerellales; Glomerellaceae
Exons: 2
Coding region: 1-513 (170 amino acids)
Source: RefSeq, a predicted model, not a curated record